GUACCCGACUAAAUAUAGCAACUACUAUCACCAUGAUCACAUACCCUGCUGUUGCAGAGUAUAAUCUGGUGGGACAAGUCACGCACAUCGGACGUCGAGAAAACCCCACUCCUUCCUUUUUUUCAGAUUCAAGCCACUACCUCCUUGUAAUAAAGUAAUCUUAAAUACUUUUCGUUUCUUAACGAUAAUAAAGGGCUAUUCAACCUUGCUUUUUUUUUCUUGGAAGUUGUUGCUUUUGAAUGGAGUAACGCCAUCAAUUAUCCGAUAGACGUUUGUAAGGCGCCAUAUCCUUUCAUGCUUUGCUGAACAAAUGAAAGGUUAUAUUAUCCAUGAGCAUCGAAUCAUCGCUUUAAAUAUGUAGACGUUUCAGACUUUCAUCUAUUUCUGAAAGACGUGCUAAAGACGGAGUAUACAUAGACCUAUAACGUUCAAUACUUACCGUAUAGAAAUGGCGCGAAGCGUAUUUUCGCAGAUAAUGGUCUUUGCGUGUCUGUGUCAUCUUGUUCAAUUAGGCAGUGCUCAGAUACUUAUUGCAGACGGAGGCACUAUCCUGUUUGCCCCCAUACCGCGGCCCGUCACAGAGAACACCAUAUUCGAUGCCGAAUUCAGACGCAUAAGUCUUUUCAAAUCUAGUGCUGUAACAGCUCUUGACUAUGAUCCCAUCGAUAGAAUGGUGUACUAUGUGGAUGUGACUUACAAGGUCGUCGAACGUAUCAACCUUAAUGGCAUGGCUCGGGAACAGAUCCAUUAUUCCUACAUCGUACCAAAUUCUGUCGCUGUUGACUCGGUGAGGAGGCGUGUCUACUACACAAUUUCCUUGGAUACCAAAGUUUACUAUAGGGAUUUGGGUAAUAUCACAGUCACUCACGAAUUACCGGGAACUACUCUCCCAACAUCUUCCACACAUGCAAAUAUCGCAGUUGACGGUUUAGCAAGCUAUCUUGUCUAUACAGCAAGCGGGUAUGAUCAACUGAUAUCAUAUCCUUUAGGUAGCCAACCUGGGAUAAGUAGAAGUUUGGUAUCCUCCCGUACAAGUGCGUUUACGAUUGAACAGUGCGUAACUACCGACAUUAAUUCAUCAGCCCGUGUGUAUUACUUCACCAACUCAAAGGAAUUGGGUUACGCGAAUACGUUCCAAACUUGGAAUCGGACCAUCCAACUAUUGCCAGAGACAGCUGUGGUUAGCCAAGGCAUGGCUAAAUAUGGAAACAAGCUCUUUUUCGGUGAUGUGAUUAGCUAUUCGAUUCCAAGGUUGAUCGAAUAUGACACAAAGGCCUCCUCUGCCAAGAUACAUUAUCCCGUGACCGUAAAGCUGGAUACUGGUGAUAAUUCAACUAUCACCCCGAGAACUAUUCGCAUUCUCAACAUUAAUUAUACAGAACCCGUUUCCAUCGAGGAUUGCCCGAUGAACAUCUAUGUACAAAUCAACAGUAGCUCCAUCGACGACACGCAACAGAUCUCCUGGACUGAACCUUCUUUGAACGCUUGGUCCAACUGUGCUACCUUGGAAUUUCUGGGACCAGGAACCAAUGGAGGCAAUUUCAGCAAGGGGGCUUACAACAUCUCCUACGAAGCCAGUGAUUUGAAUGGAAACACAGAUACUUGUACUUUCACGGUAACAAUCGAGGAGGUGCCCGACGAUGAACCUUCUACGGAGGCUUUGCCUAGCACUUCUCCAUCUAGACCUUCUGACGAUUCUUCCACGGAUACUUCUGGACCUUCUCCAUCUAGACCUUCUGACGAUUCUUCCACGGAUACUUCUGGACCUCCUGGUGGAGAUGGCAAUACACCGUGUUCGAACGAGAAUCCCCCUUCUGGAGAUGGCGCAAAAGUUUCGUGUAGUUUCAUUCAAUGGGUCUAUUUAAUUGCUCUUCUAUUAACCGUCUUCAAAUAGGCCUUACCUUUGCGGCCUACAGGAAAACGCAGUAGCUGACUUUUUUUUUUUUUCAAUUUUCACUUUUUUUCAGAAAAGUAGUCAGGUAACCAUUCUUUUUUAUACACAACAAAAAAAGUAAGUCCCCCCUAAAUCAAAUUGCUGUAACUUUUGAACGGAGUUAUUUUGAGAUAUGAUAUUUCGUAGGUAGUUUUUUACACUCAUUAGGCAACUCCUGGGGAAAAAUGAGAUCGAUCGGUUGAGUCAUGCAUGAGUAAUUAAAGAUUGUAUUAAAAGUGACCAUUUUUGAAAGUCACAAGAGUCGUUUUUCAGAUUGUGCAAAUACAAAGUUGGGCAAAAGUUGUUUUUAGGUGAAUUUUAUGGUGUUAUGCUGUUUUACUAUCCAUCAUUUAUCCACUCCACACACAAUUUUGAUAUCGUAUGUUCAUGGUUGAGUGAGCACAAUAUCGCAGGGGCCGCGGAAGCGGGGGUGCGGGGGGCCCACUUUUUUCCAAAAUCAUGUACAAAAAUGUAAAAAUGACCAUAGAUUGUGAUUUUUUGCAUGGUCAGCCUUUUGGCUCAGCCCCUUCCCCACACUUCGAAAACCGUUCCACGGCCCCUGUAUUGUGACGUAUCAUCAUAUGUUUUUUUUGGUAGUAUCCUCUACAACUUGUUAGGUCAUAUUAAAAUUUGAAAAUGUUGGUGGCUCCCCCGAUUAUAGGCCCCUCCCCCAUUUUUAAAUUCUGGAUCCACCACUGAUUUGUCCAUAAAUUAAACUGAUCAUGAGAAAUUGUUAGGAAAAUAAUGCAUUUAUGCAGUAUAAAGAGUAUUCAUUCCUAAGUUCUCGAAUGUGCUCGCUCAACCAUGAAAAUGUUAAGUUCGGUAAGUGUGUGGUGAUAGAAAUAAUGGAUGAUAAAAACAACAGCAAUUAAAGUCACAUUUGAAACCGAAUUUGCCCCCAAUAUUCACCUUAUUACCCUUAAAAUGAGUCUGUGACAUUGAAAAUACCAAUUUUCUCACUUUGAUGCGUGCUCACUCAUCCGUAAAUAAACAAAUCGAUUUCAUUUUUGCACAGAAUUAUGCCCAUAGGUUGAUAAACAUUACUGCCAAAUGACAUUGCUGUAGACAGCCUUGAAAACAAGUUCCACCAUAUUGAAUAAGGGGUUACUAAUUCUUAAACAUAUGUACCCAUAAUGUACACAAGUCUAUGAGAGAGGAAGUCAAAAUUUAACAAAUAUGAAAUAAGGGGUUUGUUUCAUGGACGGUUUUUGUUACUUCUGCCAACAGUUAUUUCAUGAAACUUCGCACAUGGCUUCAGAGUAACACUAUCCAAAAGGCGCGCAAACCAAAAUAACAAUUCGAUGCGGCACAGAGUGGGGCCAAGGCCUUGAACUUUCUUCUCAUUUGCAUAAUUUUCAAAUAUUGUGUGCUCACUGAUGCAUUAAACAUCGGGAUUUUCAUAAAAAUCAAAUCAAAUGAACCAUGCACGGAGGUUUGUGACAGAUAUCCAUAGUUACAAAUUGCAUUUUUUCCAAUAACGUAAAAAAGAGCUAAUCACAUUCCACAUGUUCAUUCAAGCGUGAAUGUUUAAUUAAACGCAUUUGAAUCAUUGGAGCAUGUUAAUUGGUCAUGAACAUAACGAAAAAAAUUAUAAAAGAGCAGUUUCAGUUACCAAAAUGAAACAAUACUUGCCUAUGAUAUUUGAAAAUCGUAUUUUUUGUUUUCAAUAAAUGUUCAUUGAACCGUGAAACGAUGAAUAUUGUUGAAGAUACUCUUCCCAAAAAUAACUGUCAUCAUAUUCUAUCAUUUUUAUUUAUGAAAAUGUGUAAAAAAUCAAAUUAAAGCAAAUUUGGACUUGUGUUUAUUCAACCGUGAAAUUUAGCCCAAAAAAUUGUAUCGUCUUUUAGAAAGUACCUUUUACAAGCCUUUUGACUAUUUUUCAUGAUGAGAAUGUGGAAUCAGUUCCAAUAAAAUGGAAUCAAAGUCAUGAUUUUUGGAUUGUGACUUUUGAAAAGUGAAAUUUUUGCCUUCUGACGGUGCUCACUGAAGCAUGACGUAAAAUACGUCCAUAACAUUUACUCAGAGGGUAGCUUAUAAAAUUACCUACACACUCGUGUAAAUAUAUAUCCAAAAUUAGUUCGGAAAUUAUUGAUGUUUGUUCAAGGGGGGACUUACUUUUUUUGUUGUGUAUACAUGACACAUCCAGUUUUCAGAACUUCUCUUGAAAACGCCACUUUUUACUAAUGGAAACGGAAUACUUGAAGAAUAAAAUGUUUUCGAAGGCUUUAAAAGGGUAAAAAGUUAAAUGCUUAAUUUUCUCAACUAUUUCAGGCUAAAACAAACCCUCAGGAAUGUUGCUGCUGUUGUAUUUUGAGAUAUUGAAGAUUUGAAGCGAAUGCUCAGUUUCUCCAUGGAAAACGCAUUAUCCUCAGAUGAAGAACAUCAUAAGUUACUCGGUCGAUAUUAACUCAACACCAAGAAAUAAUGUAUGAAUCUGUAAUUCAAAGGAAAAAAAAUAGCUUAGAUACACGAAUGGCGCCCUCUACCAACAAGGGCCCCUUUUGUGGUAAGGUCCCAAUCUUGAAUGAAAAUUGUCUCACGAAGGUUGGAAUUUUACUUAACAUGGCACCACAGUUUGUAAAGAGUGCCUCAGUGUUUCAUGGCAUUGUAAUUACAAACUCAAAUAGUUAAAAUAGAUAAACACAGCAACUCAGGAGAGUUGUUGAUUAAUACUUUACAAGAAUGUUUUGUGCAAAUUUUUACCAUCAUGGUGAAUCACAAUAGAGGGCGCCCUUGGCGGUAGAGGGCGCCCUUUGUGUUCUAAGCUAUUAUCUUUCCCUUGACUUACACAUUGAUACAUUAUUUCAUGGUAAUGCAGCAAUAUAAUAGAGUGAUGAUGAAACUGUUCUUUCGGUUCGGCUUAUAUAUAUAUAUAUAUCUCUCUUUUGGGGGCUUGAAAUAGGAACAUACAGUACAUACUAUUCAAUUUCAUGAUAACAGAUUACUAAUUAACAAAAUUUGUUUUUGAGUGGCUUUGGAAAAAACAUAAAAUGCUGGAUAUAUCAACUCGUGCAAAAUGUAGAUACUGCAUUAUUUCCAUGGGGGGGGGGGCAGUACAUAGGUCGAUUUGAUUGAUUGGUCAAUAGUUUGCUUUUGUUUUUUGCCAUUGUUAUAAAAAAUAAUGAUAAAUGCACAUACACUCAUGACUCUUAGUGGAUUUAACAUUGCAACACUCAUAUUUUCA
This is a messenger RNA of Lytechinus pictus (painted urchin), 5117 nucleotides long. RefSeq lists its product as uncharacterized. Bases 449 to 1894 code for a protein of 481 amino acids. NCBI's taxonomy places the organism in Eukaryota, Metazoa, Echinodermata, Echinoidea, Temnopleuroida, Toxopneustidae. The transcript is spliced from 7 exons. The record is from RefSeq and is a predicted model, not a curated record.